AUGGUCCGUUACGCUGCUCAGGAGAUUCCGGCCGCUAAGAGCGCCCGCGCCCGGGGCUCUUACCUGCGUGUCAGCUUCAAGAACACCCGUGAGACCGCUCAGGCCAUCAACGGCAUGAAGCUGCAGCGCGCCCUUACCUUCCUCAACAACGUCACCGAAAAGGCUGAGGCUGUCCCCAUGCGUCGGUACGCUGGCAGCACCGGUCGCUGCGCUCAGGGCAAGCAGUGGGGUGUCAGCAAGGCUCGUUGGCCCGUCAAGUCCGCCGAGUUCCUUCUCGACCUCCUGAAGAACGCUGAGGCCAACGCCGACACCAAGGGUCUCGACACCGGCAACCUCGUUGUCAAGCACAUCCAGGUCAACCAGGCUCCCAAGGGCCGCCGCCGCACCUACCGUGCUCACGGUCGUAUCAACCCCUACAUGACCAACCCCUGCCACAUCGAGCUCAUCCUUACCGAGGGUGAGGAGACCGUCGCCAAGGGUCCCGCUGUCAAGGAGGUCCGCCUCAGCUCCCGCCAGCGUGGUGCUCAGCUCCGCCGUGCUCUCAUUGAGGCAUAA
Aspergillus niger is the source of this 555-nucleotide messenger RNA. RefSeq names its product 60S ribosomal protein uL22. Bases 1 to 555 code for a protein of 184 amino acids. Gene Ontology annotation, cellular component: ribosome; cytosolic large ribosomal subunit. The record is from RefSeq and is a predicted model, not a curated record. NCBI's taxonomy places the organism in Eukaryota, Fungi, Ascomycota, Eurotiomycetes, Eurotiales, Aspergillaceae. Gene Ontology annotation, biological process: cytoplasmic translation. The transcript has 4 exons. Gene Ontology annotation, molecular function: structural constituent of ribosome.